AUGGCCACGGCAGCCUCGCCGCCGGCGGCAGCCUCCGCUCGGGCGUCGGCGAUCCGCUCCCGCGCUGGCCGCCUCUCCCUCCCCGCGGCCCUCCCGGCGGACGGCCGUGGUGACACUGCCACCACCUACAAGGAGCUCGGCUUGUACUCCUGGAAAAGGAGGAUCGAAGAUGCGGUUAUCCGGGUGGAGUUGUCUGCAUCCAAUGCACUGGAGAGGGAGGAAGCACGGAGAAUCGAGCAUGAAGAAGUACUGCAAAGCCAUAACUUGUGGGACAAUCCGGCCAAGUCACACGAGACGCUCUCUGCCCUGUCUGAUGCCAUCAGAGCGGUUGAUCAUCUCAAAGACCUUCUAUAUAAGGCUGAAGAGGCUAAGCUGAUAAGUCAACUAGCAGGCAUGGAUGUCAUAAACGGAGAGCUAUUUAAGCAAGCAUAUGAUAUCUCUUUGGAUGCUAGUGAGUUUCUAGAUCGUUACCAGAUGUACGAGCUUCUUAAGGGUCCAUAUGACAAGGAAGGAGCUUGUAUCAUGGUCACUGCUGGAUCAGAGGGUGUCGCUUCAGAGCUAUGGGCAGAGAAGCUAUUUGACAUGUAUACAAGUUGGGCACAAAGGCAAGGUUGCAAAGAAGGACUGGUAGAGAAGAUCGCAUCAACAAGUGGUCAUACCCAGUUUGCAGCAAUGGAGAUUGAAUCAGAGUACAUGUUUGGUACCCUUUCUGGAGAAAAAGGAAUGCACAGAAUGAUCUACUCUUCCGUUGAAAAUUCUGGCACUGGCAAGGCGAUUUCAGCUAGAGUCGAUAUAAUUCCUCUCUUCUUGGAUAGACCGGUUAAUUUUCACUUGGAUAACAAUGAUCUGGAGAUUUCUCCGUUACCCAGUGAAUUUAAAAAUCGAGACCGAAGAAAUGGUGCCACUGUGAGAGUUCAGCACAUACCAAGCGGAGUUACUGCCGAAAGCUCAGGUGAAAGAAGCUAUUUCGCAAACAAGCUAAAAGCCGUGAGCAGGCUGAAAGCAAAGCUCCUCAUCAUAACAAGAGAACUAAGAGUACCAAACCCGAAGAUGAUCGAGAAACAAGCUGUGGAGGAAAGAUGCAACCGCGAGACGAGACGAUACACGUUCGGGCCCCAGGAAUUCGUCCAUGAUCUUAACACGGGCAUCCAGUUGUCCGACCUCAACUCGGUCCUGGAAGGCGACAUCGAACCGUUCAUCAGGGGUCGUAUUGUUUCAAGACAUGGAUGA
Triticum turgidum subsp. durum (durum wheat) is the source of this 1230-nucleotide messenger RNA. The record is from the annotation of a GenBank genome assembly. Lineage: Eukaryota; Viridiplantae; Streptophyta; Magnoliopsida; Poales; Poaceae.